UCUCCGAGCCACCACCGUCGGGGUUCAUAAAUGCGUCACCUUGCGGCAGGCUCCGCGCCGCGCAGGCAGAUUUAGGUGUGUCGUCUCCGUCCUUGCUUCACCGGCCAGCGCAAGGUACGCACGCUAGCAUCAGAAUCCAACCCACGCGACCCAACCCUCACCUGCUCUGCCCCAUCGCUCCUCGCCUGCCUCCCCCGGCCCCGUCUCCGUCUGUCCAUCCACCUCGCCGACCUUCUUCCCAGCUCCUCACGCCGCCCCUCCCUUCCUCCCCCUUCGCGCAAGGCCUCCAGGAAGGAUGGACGUCGAGUACCACGAGGAGUACGUGAGGAACUCGAGCGGGGUGCAGCUCUUCACCUGCGGCUGGCUGCCGGCCUCCACAUCGCCCAGGGCGCUCGUCUUCCUCUGCCACGGUUACGGCAUGGAAUGCAGCGGCUUCAUGAGAGCGUGCGGCGUGCGGCUGGCGGCGGCCGGGUACGGCGUGUUCGGGAUGGACUACGAGGGGCACGGCAAGUCCAUGGGCACCCGCUGCUACAUCCGCAGCUUCCACCGCCUCGUCGACGACUGCGACCGAUUCUACAAGUCCAUCUGCGGGCUGGAAGAGUACCGGAGCAAGAGCAGGUUCCUGUACGGCGAGUCCAUGGGCGGCGCCGUGGCGCUGCUGCUGCACAGGAAGGACCCCACCUUCUGGGACGGCGCCGUCCUCGUCGCGCCCAUGUGCAAGAUAUCGGAGAAGGUGAAGCCGCACCCGCUGGUCAUCACCGCCCUGACGCAGGUGGAGGACAUCAUACCCAGGUGGAAGAUCGUCCCGACCAAGGACGUCAUCGAUGCCGCCUUCAAGGACCCCGACAAGCGCGAACAGAUCAGGAAGAACAAGCUGAUCUACCAGGACAAGCCGCGGCUCAAGACGGCGCUGGAGAUGCUCAGGACCAGCAUGUACGUGGAGGACAGCCUGUCCAAGGUGAAGCUGCCCUUCUUGGUCCUGCACGGCGAGGCCGACACCGUGACGGACCCGGAGGUGAGCCGCGCGCUGUACGAGCACGCCGCCAGCACGGACAAGGCCAUCAAGCUCUACCCGGGGAUGUGGCACGGCCUCACCGCCGGCGAGCCGGACGAGAACGUCGAGGCCGUCUUCUCCGACAUCAUCGCGUGGCUCAAUGCGCGCAGACGCGUCUGGACGCCGGAGGAGCGCCUGACGAAGAUGUUGGCGGCGCCCAAGAAGCCCGACAUCGACGAGAAAGAACACGGCUCCACGCGGCCUCGGCGGCAGCGCCGGGGCUUCCUCUGCGGGCUCACCGGCCGGACGCAUCACCACUCAGAAAUGUAGCAUGCAUGUAACAUAGUGCUACAAGAUCUGCUCAGUUUAUAACCAAUGGCGAAUAAGGGGCCGAUGUGUGAGUAACACGCUUGUAACAUAAAUAGAGGCAGAUAGAUCAUUCCCUUCCCUCCAUUGCAGUGAACAUUUUUUUUUGAAAGGUUGCAGUGAACAUUUACUCAAACUGAAAACAUGCUAUCUUGUUGUGUUUCAUUUUUAA
Molecule: messenger RNA, 1532 nt
Organism: Triticum dicoccoides
Lineage: Eukaryota; Viridiplantae; Streptophyta; Magnoliopsida; Poales; Poaceae
Product: caffeoylshikimate esterase-like
Exons: 7
Coding region: 296-1324 (342 amino acids)
Source: RefSeq, a predicted model, not a curated record